CACAAAACUGCUGUGAGCCAGUCAAUCCUGGUUCGUCAGAAACUGAUUGAUUUCUGUUCGUCCUCUUCUUUUCGUCGUGCUGCAUGCUGGGCUGAUGCAUACUUGUGGAUUAUUCUCUACUAUCAACACCUAGGACACCCAUAGUCAAUAAGAAUGAAUUACUUCGGCGACGAGGUCCCCUCACCUGCUGAAGGCACUGGAGAAACAACAUCGUUUAGAGACAGCUCUCUGAUACAAUGGUCACAUCCUGUUGCCAGAAUGGCGUCGGCUAUGGCGGAGAAAUGCGUGGUGGCUGUGUCCCCUGAACAAGUAUCCAGUGCAGUGCAGCAGAUUCAGACGGUGCUGUUAGGAACUGACUCCAUUGCCAGAGGUGAUGAGCUUCAAAGGGCCAGCGAGUGUCUUCGCUCACCGUCUGCGUCGUCAUCCGAGGUCAUGCAGUCUCUGUCCAGUGCGCUAGAGAAGCAGCAACAGAUAAACCAGGCACACACGCAAAUGGUGCAGCUAAACUCUUUCGUCAACGUUGCCAAUUACGCCCGGCAUCAGAAAGUUGAGCAAGCACUGGUUGAAGGGCACCGGCAUUUAAAUCGCCUCUCAGAACACAUGGUCGCACAGGCCGAAACUAUAGAUGGUCUUGAGACGUCAGUGGAUGGACUGAGACAAGAAGUAGCUGUGCAACGACAGGUGUCUGGCCGCCUCUCCAUGUCUCUAGAAGAGCAAGGAGAGAUGAUCCGUGAUUCGAUCAAGGAGCAACGUCUUGAGCUGGACCAGCAAAGCGCUAUUCUCGCCCAGCAACAACAUCUUCUAGAGCGUGUGAUGAAAAAUAAACUACGGCAAGACUGUGUCAUUGAUUGCGGGCUUGUUGCAGGGAGCAUGAUUGCUGUCAACACUCUGUUCUUCACAUUACCACUUGGUCUCAUUCUAACCGCAAUUCCACAGCCAAGAUUUCGCAAAUGGCUACGGCAAUUCAUCAAGUUGGCAGCAGCGUCUCGGAUGUUUCUGAUGCUGCGACCGUAUGUCAUCAAAGUUGGCGCACACAGUGGCACUGGUGCGCUUUUACCCUAUGCCAAGGAAGGAGCCGUCACCAUGAUGCAUUUCUUGCGGUUCCUCAUGAGACACGCACGCCAUGGUCUGCAGCAGUCAAUGCGCCGGUUGCGCAGCAGAUGAAAGCCGAGGAGGGAGAUCCGCUGCAGCGCUGCCUCUUCUACACACAAUCAGGUACACUCAUUUUCACGUGCGUACACGUCGAGCGCAAUACAAAUGUGCAGACUGGCAGACAAUACACAUGUGCAGACUGGCAGACAAUACACAUGUGCAGACUGGCAGACAAUACACAUGUGCAGACUGGCAGA
Molecule: messenger RNA, 1349 nt
Organism: Sycon ciliatum
Lineage: Eukaryota; Metazoa; Porifera; Calcarea; Leucosolenida; Sycettidae
Exons: 11
Coding region: 154-1164 (336 amino acids)
Source: RefSeq, a predicted model, not a curated record